GACAAAUAUUGUAGAGGAAGUGAAGGGGCGCUGCUGGCCAAGAGCUGUCAAUGAAGCAACAGUAGCCACUUGACAUCCAAAGGUUCCUUCACUGCAAGGAUGGCUACCAAUCCAUCACGGGAGACUUCCCGCAUUGCAUUUUUUCCUUAUCGCCACCGCUUAUGGCGGAGAAUUCCACCAGAGCCACCCCAUCAGCCACGGUAGCCGCCGCCUCGAGUUCAAAUUUAGAGACCAGCAAGGCGGAGAGGCACGUCUGGUUAAUGAAAUGCCCUCCCAUCGUCUCCCGCGUCUUACAGCAGCAUCAUUCUACUCCGCCUUCCGUCUCCACCGACAAUAUCUCUCCUUCUGAUAGGCCCGUCGCCAAAGUCAUCGUCGCCGUCGAUCCUCUCCUUCCCAACGAUGACUUCGCUUCCACUCAGUUUACUAUGGAGUUGGCUGGUAGCGAACCUGGAAACAUACCCAAAUGCUAUUCCAUGGGAAUGUCAACAGAAUUUAUUCCAAUGUCCAUAUUUUCUGAAUCAGGGCAGGGAAGGCUUUCUGUGGAAGGGAAAAUCUAUCACAAGUUUGAUAUGAAGCCUCACAAUGAAAACAUUGAAAGCUAUGGGAAACUAUGCCGUGAAAGGACAAACAAAUAUGUAAAAAAAGAUAGACAGAUACAGGUUAUUGACAAUGAUAAUGGAAAGCAUAUGAGGCCCAUGCCAUGGGUUUUUUCUUCAAAGCCUUCAGGAUCUGCGGCAGAAAAGAAGAAGGCGUCUGCAAAAGGAUCAGAGCUGAAGAGAACAAGAAGAGACCGUGGCGAGAUGGAAGAAAUCAUGUUUAAACUGUUUGAGAGGCAACCAAACUGGACACUAAAACAACUUAUUCAAGAGACAGAUCAACCAGAGGUUUCGUUAUCAUAUUUUCCAGUCUUUUUCGUUGUGAAUGCAACUCCUCUAACCACUUGUAGUACCACCAAUGUGAGACUGAUCAACCAGAUCACAUGCUUUUCUUUUCUUUUUGUUUGUGUGUGUGGUGUAUCUGCAGCAAUUUGUGAAAGACAUGCUGAAACUGCUGUGUGUGUACAACAAUAAAGGGACGAACCAAGGGAGUUACGAGCUCAAGCCGGAGUACAAAAAAUCAGAAGAUUUGGCAGACUAAUGAAUUUGUCAUCUCCCGCGUCUUCCUCCUCCUCCUCCUCCUCAGAUGAUCAUAGACUUACAUAACAUUUUUGCUGCUGAAGUUGGAUUGCUUUUGUAAAUAAACUGAAUUCUCUUGAUGAUCAGUAAUCACAACAUCAAUCAAUUCAUUUACCUUAUCUGAAGCCUGACGUGGCUGUCUUCUACAAGUCUUGUAAAAAAUGAUGCUUUAUCUAUAUUCCUUGUAAAAUUAGCUGGUCAAGUACACAAAUUUUAAAUGCACUUCUCCGUUAUUAAAAUUCACUUGUUUUU
Molecule: messenger RNA, 1427 nt
Organism: Cuscuta campestris
Lineage: Eukaryota; Viridiplantae; Streptophyta; Magnoliopsida; Solanales; Convolvulaceae
Source: the annotation of a GenBank genome assembly